Molecule: messenger RNA, 2020 nt
Organism: Hemibagrus wyckioides
Lineage: Eukaryota; Metazoa; Chordata; Actinopteri; Siluriformes; Bagridae
Gene: boka
Product: BCL2 family apoptosis regulator BOK a
Exons: 5
Coding region: 371-1015 (214 amino acids)
Biological process (GO): regulation of apoptotic process; extrinsic apoptotic signaling pathway in absence of ligand; intrinsic apoptotic signaling pathway in response to DNA damage
Cellular component (GO): mitochondrial outer membrane
Molecular function (GO): protein heterodimerization activity; protein homodimerization activity
Source: RefSeq, a predicted model, not a curated record
CUGUAUCUGUAGCUCGAGCUUCACACGAGCAGACGCGAGCGGAGGAAUGAUACUCGACUAAACCAGUAUGUCCUGGGCCAAAAUGGCUUGAAAAUGACGGAUAGUGGGCGGUGAGGAGUUUAUCAUUUUUUGUUUUUGUUUUUGUUUUUUUAAUCGCAGUAACUUUCCGUAAAAAAAAUUAAAAAAAAAAAAAUCUGACUCAUGCGCUGUGUUUCGAUAUCAGCGCCAGCAGUGAAGCGUCUCAGGCAGUAAGCAGAGCUGGAAUAACCAGUGAUAAAGUGUCAUUACAAAAAAAAAAAAAAAAAUACACAGCAGGUUUUCUUCUCCGCAACAGCAGAGGAGAAAAGGUGCUCCCACACACAGGCCGCUGAUGAAGGGCAUGGAGAUGCUCCGUCGCUCAUCAGUGUUUGCAGCAGAAGUCAUGGAAGUGUUUGAUCGCUCCCCUACAGACAAAGAACUCGUCUCACAGUCAAAAAUGUUGUGCAGGGACUACAUUCACUCAAGACUCAACAAAGCUGGAAUUGGUUGGACCAAAUCUGAGCUUGGAUCUACAGGAGGAACCCUUGGAGAAGUGUCCACUGUUCUUCUGUGGCUAGGUGAUGAGCUUGAAUACUUGCGACCCAAUGUGUACCGCAAUGUGGCAAAGCAACUGAAUAUCACUGUGUCUUCGGAAGGAAUUGUUUCUGAUGCCUUUCUGGCUGUAGCUGCAGAAAUCUUCUCCACAGGGGUGACGUGGGGUAAGGUGGUCUCUCUGUAUGCAGUAGCUGGAGCACUGGCAGUGGACUGUGUCCGGCAUGGCUACCCAGCUAUGGUACACACCAUUGUAGACUGCAUGGGCGAGUUCAUCCGUAAGAGCCUGGUGUCCUGGUUAAAGAGGAGAGGAGGUUGGACUGACAUUACGAAAUGUGUAGUGAACACGGACCCCAGCUUCCAUUCUCAUUGGCUGGUGGCGGCAGCCUGCACGUGCGCACACUACCUGAAGGCCAUCGUCUUCUACCUGCUGAGGGAGAAGUGAGGGCACGACAGAGGGACAAUGGACAUUGUGCAUCUCUUCUGUUUGUGGUGGAGAGAGCCGUCAUUUCACCGCUUCGACCUGUUACUGCUCUUGGUGUGUUUACACAUGCAGGAAAGUCGCACUGUGCCUUUAAUGAACAUUUGUGUGUGCUGAGCUGUUCUUUGACGUCUCCAUGAAUGGGCUUCAAGGGGCUGUAAGGAAGUUCAGUGGGUUGAUAUCUAUCGGUGAUGCUACCUAGUGGGCACUCAUAUUUGAGGGGCAACUAUCAGUAGGACACAAACUGCAGGAAAUGAUCCCAUCAGACACAGGAAGAGUGAUGUGUUUGUCAGCAGUGUGUUAUAUUAAAGCCAUACUGUCUAGCCCUCAUCUGCACUAUCACAUAGUGACUCUUAUUAGUUUAUCCAUGUUUUUAGUGGACUGCACUGUUUUGUUUUGUUUUUUUUGGGGUUUUUUUAAAAAAAACACUUUAUUGAUAACGACACGUUUAAAUGCAUCUAGUGUUAUAAAAUGAAAAUGGGCGAGAUUUCUGCUUGAGUUAUGCUGACCGGAAGACUCUUUUUGAGAAAUAGUAUAUAAGCGUGUGCACGUGUAUGUGUAUAUGAUAGAGAGAGAGAGAGAGAAAGUGAAAGAGAUUAAAGGGCAUGGCGGAAGUAAACAGAUCUGUUAUUUCAUUUCUUGUCCGUUCAAAACAGAACAAAACGACAUGUAUCUGAAACCUUCAGUCGUCUAUAAAAAAAAAAAAGCCUAUAAAACCCUAUAAGCACUUUGUCCUAAGCUUCCAACAAGGCUAGGGUGUAUCUGGUGUUUCUGUUUGUCGUCAUAGCUCUGUCUGUGCUGUAAUAUAAAAGUUGCUUUAUGAACUUUGACUGCAUUACACAAUCACAACUGAUAACUUUUUGUGUGUUUGUUUAUAAAAUUCCUUUUUGAGGAAUAAAGCAUUGCUAUUGUGUGCACAUUGCCAAGCCACACUGAAUGUCUUAGAAUAAAUGCAAGCAAAUGGAGAAA